This is a messenger RNA of Zootermopsis nevadensis, 1767 nucleotides long. Its product is annotated as hemolymph lipopolysaccharide-binding protein. The record is from RefSeq and is a predicted model, not a curated record. NCBI's taxonomy places the organism in Eukaryota, Metazoa, Arthropoda, Insecta, Blattodea, Termopsidae.
UGUUUCUAUAGAAACGGGCCUGCUACAUGAAGAGUUCUCAGAAGAUGUACUGGUGUGUCAUAAUAUGCUGUGUGUUAUGUUGCUUCGGUGCCUGCAUCGGACUACAGUGCACUUACCCACAAUCCAAAAAAAUUAAGUUUACCAUCGUAAGUCGACGUAAUCAAACAGGACAAUGGACUGCUCAGUUUCAGCUGGCGCAUGAAGCUGGACCCAAAGACGUGGGUCACUGGAAGGCAGACAUCAACCACACAACAUCCAUAUGUGGGGACUCUGAAUCGAUCCUCAUAGAUGCCAGUGUAACAGAACCAGCCCCUAAUGUGAGAGCUCUUUCUUUACCUGGAUAUGAGUUGGUGCCUGGACUGGGAUACUACAAGCUGCAUAUUGUUGGAAAGUCAUGGCAAGAGGCUCGUAAGACCUGCGAAGAAGAAGGGGCACAUCUCUUGGUCAUCGACUCUGAAUAUGAAGCAAAGAAUAUGGCACGACUUUGGAAAGAGUACCCUGCAUUUCUUGCUAGAAACACCUACUACGCUUUCAUUGGUUUCCAUGACCUUGGCAAUGAAGGAGAAGUUGUUACUAUUUUCAAUAAAUCUCUGGCAUCAACUGGUUAUGAUAAUUGGGACUCUACAGAAAAUGAUAUUCGUUAUAAUUGUGGUCUCUUUGUACAGAAGAACCAUAAAAUAGAGAUCGGUACGUGUUCAAUUGCCAGGGGAUUUUUCUGUGAACACGAGCUAUAAUUUGGUGUCAAUAUUGAGCAGUGAAGCAUUUGUUUAAAAUCUUUAUAGGAAAUAAUGCAUAUAAACAAAUUUGUAAUACCUAUGCUAGUAUCAACAGAAAAUGAGUGUAGUAGUGUUAAACGUAACAUCUGUCAAUUAAUUUAUUAGCAUUAAAUCUGUAUAGACCAGAAAUGAGAUCAUAUAUUCAUUAUCUCACUGUCCUUGGAUUUCCGCGGCUGGAGUUCAACGUACACAUUCGGCUUCCGAGGAUCAGCCGCGCGAAAUGUUGAAAAUUAUCCAUCGUUUCGGCAAAUAUUUCAGUUGCCAUCUUAAGGGUGAAUAUAGAUGCUGAAUGAUAGAGCGAAAUAGCGGGCAGUCCACUCUUCUAUGCCAUCAAAUCGAAAUCGCCAGUUACUGCCUGCCCCAUAUAAGGCUUGCAAAAACGCCCAACUAUCACAUACCACGGAGAUACCAACUGCAACGUUUAAUGUCGAAACAUUAAAUAAUUUUCAACAUUCGACGCGGAUACUUUUCAAGCUGAAUGUUCCGUCUGAGCUUCCAUUAUAAAUUCUUAAAUUCAUCCCUACAGCUAAUUAAUUUCCCAUCGCCUCCAUAUUUAGGAGUUCGUAAAUGUAAUAACUGCAGACUGCGAACAACUGUAGCAAUAACAGUAGUAUUAAGAGAAAUUGUACAUUUUUGCAAGAACUAUUUAAUAUUGUCUUACAUCACAUACACUCUGGAACAAUUUGUGUAGCAUAGUUAUAAAUUAGCACUAUAAUAAUUCAAUUCAAUUCAUUUAUUACAGUGCUUAACAACAGCCAAAAAGGCCAAUAACAGCCAAGCACUAACAAUACAAACAUUACAACACAAAAACAAACAAACAAACAAUAAACUAAAUAUACAAAUGUACAAUGUUAAUUUAUUGCAAAAUAAUCAAUAAGCAAAUGAGCCAAAUAAUAAUAAUAAUAAUAAUAAUUGCUUUUGUAACUGUUUUUCUAGCUAUUAAUGUCUCCUCAAAAUAAAGAAAAAUAUAUAAAUCUGAUUUGAACUUUAA